GCGCCGGGACAGGCUCCGGAGCUGGCAGCGGCGGAAGGCGGACGGAGAUGGCGGAGCCCACGGAGCGGAGCGGCGGGUUGUCCGGGUGUCCGGGGACGGGGAGGUGUUGGUGGCGGCUCGCCGUGCUCCUGUUGUCGGCGUCGUCCCUGCCGGCGGUCACGGCGCUGGUGGAGGGUCUGUACUGCGGCACGGAGGUGUGCUACGACGUGCUCGGCGUCACCCGGGAGGCCCCUAAAGCGGAGAUAGCCCGGGCUUACCGACAGCUGGCCCGUCGGUACCACCCGGACCGGUUCCGGCCGGGAGAGCCCGGCUCGGAGGGGGAGACCCAGGAGACCGCGCACAAGAAGUUCCUGCUCAUCGCGACCGCCUACGAGACGCUCAAGGAUGAGGACACACGUCGCGACUACGACUACAUGCUGGACCAUCCUGAGGAGUACUACCAGCACUACUAUGCCUACUACCGCCGACAGCUCACCCCCAAAGUGGAUGUCAGGGUCGUCAUCCUGGUCACCAUCUGUGCCAUCUCCAUCUUCCAGUAUUACAGCUGGCACAGCAGCUACAACGAGGCCAUCAACUACCUGGUGACGGUCCCCAAAUAUCGAAUCCAGGCCACGGAGAUCGCCAAACAGCAGGGCCUCCUCAACCGGACCAAGGAGAAGGGCAAGAACCGGCGGUCCAAAGAGGAGAUCCGGGAGCAGGAGGAGGAGGUGAUCCGAGACAUCAUCAAGAACAAGAUCGACAUCAAAGGAGGUUACCAGAAGCCCAACCUGUCCGACAUCCUGCUGUGUCAGAUCGUGCUGUUUCCUUAUUAUCUGACCAACUACGUGGCCUGGUACGUCUCCUGGGUUUACCGAUUCACCAUCUGCAGGGAGGACUACGGCGACCAGGAGAAGCUCUACAUCAUCAGGAGGUACAUGAAGAUGUCUCAGUCUCAGUUUGACAGUCUGGAGGAAAACACCAAACAAACCUUCCUGGAGAAACAGCUCUGGAUCAAAGAAAACUACGAGCCUCACUUCCUGCCUUAUUUCCACCUCCUUGACUCUCCUCUGUCUCCGCCCGCUCUGCUGCUGCUGCUAAAUACUGCAACCGAGAGCGAAGACAAGGACACCGACUGGCGCAGUACGCUGGUCUUCCCUGCCCAAUAGUGAUCCGUCCUUCUGUUGAAUGCGACAGAGGAGCAGACAGACAGACAGACAGAUAGACAGAUAGACAGAUAGUCAGACAGACAGAGAGUCAGUCAGACAGACAGACAGUCAGUCAGACAGUCAGACAGGCAGACAGACAGAGUCAGUCAGACAGACAGACAGUCAGUCAGACAGUCAGACAGUCAGACAGUCAGACAGGCAGACAGACAGGCAGGCAGACAGACAGACAGAGUCAGUCAGACAGACAGGCAGACAGACAGUCAGACAGACAGUUAAUCAGUUCAUAAAGUGAGUCCUGGUCUCUGUUCUGAGGCCUAAAUGUCUGUUUAUUCUUCACAUUCUGCAGGAUUCAUCUUUGGAACACAUCCUCUGUUUUGCAUUUUACUUUUCCUUCUAUCACAUUAACUAAACCAGAAAAGCAGUGAGAGCUCAGUACUCCUCCAAGGCUGCUCAGUCCUUGUAUGAGUUCCGAUGCUAAAGUCCCAAGAAGUCCUCAGUGGUGGAUUUGUAGUAGGAUCGCAAUCAUGUGAUCUUCGGGAGGCAGCAGUGUUCACUUGUUGUCAUGGUUACAGUGACACCGUGCCGCUAUCUCACAAUGAUACAGAAAUCUUUAACAAAUCCGUGGAUCCAGACUAUAAGCUGCAUCACUGCCAAAAUCUAAUCACUUGGUCCUUGUGUCAUUUCUGACCUUCCCUGAAAAUUUCCUCCAAAUCCGUUAGUCCGUUUUUGAAUGUUGCAAACAGACAGACAGACAGACAAACCAACACCAAUCAUCACAUAACUCCUUAGCGGAGUAAUAAUGAGACUCUACUCACACUGGGACUACAUUACCCAUCACACACCACAAAACCCCCAAAAUAUGAACGAGUCUUCAAGUCUGUUUACACAAAACCUUAUUGUUUAGUUUGACUGACGUGUAAUAUCCAUCCCUGGUGCCACGUCACCAUGGUAACCACCCAGCUAGAAUCUUUCUUAGGUCUAAAGACAUUGUGAAAAAGUUCUGCAAAGUUCUCACGAUGUCUUCAGUCUUUUCUAUUCCUUUAGUUCCCAGAAUGUUCCUUUUAAAUGCAAAUAGAGGUUCACUAAAGACACAAACGUCCUUCUAUUGGUAUCAUGUAACGUUGUGGGAACGUUUCCUAGAAGAACAUUCUCAAAGGCAACAACCCCAAAACAUCCUGAGAAUACUGCAGACAAAAUGUUCCACCUUACAGGAGCGUUAGUAUAAAUACACAUUCUGUCCUCUGAGGCCUCGAUAACAUCCUGAAAACAUUUUCUGAACGCAGUUUUUUUGUUCUUCUGUUAUCAUAAUCAGACAACAUCCAUGAAACAUCCUCUGAAUGUUAAACCUCUCCAUCCAAGUUUAGUUUUAACAAUAUUUGAAACUAUAAAUAUCCUUAAAAUGUUGUUAGAACAUUAGAUUUAGAGUUUUACAUUUAGUAGGGUAAUGGAUCCUGUUUUCUAUUGAGCUGAACUGCAAAAAAACUCUUAACUGGACAUUUUCUCUAAUCUUGUAUCAAGUCCUAAGGUCAGAUUCGUUUUCUUGGUUUCUGAUGACUUUUCUGGACUCUAAUUGUUGAAACCAAUUUUCUUUGUUCUGCUUUGUAUAAUUCGACAAUUACGAUGAAAUCCUUGCACUUUUGCGGUAUUGUUGCACAUUUUUCCACACAUUUUUUAAAAAAUAUACCUUUUUUGAGUGAGAAUCUAACAGCUCCACAGCAAUCCAUCGAGAACUUUCACCUUUGAGAUGAUUGAAAAAAGUCCUUCUGUGGACACUUUUACAUAUAACACCAGCUGGUCUAAACGUCAACGUGGAACCGUCUACAUUCCUUUGAACUGCUGCAUGAUGGAUAGAAGAUGUUCGCUGCGUUUCUGGAUGCUGCUCUGCUCUUCCUUCAGCCUCUCCUGGUCCUGCAACACCUCCUCCUGAGGAAACAAACACACCAUCACACAUUUAACAUCAUUUAAGCCUAAUGUAAAGUGUCCAGCCCUAGCAGGACCGAGCCAUGAUGGCAUUAAACCACAUGGAUAAAGUGGCACCAUUCGGCCUUGGUGCUGUUCUUAGCAGCUUCUUAUAUCCCAUUAGUCCAAAAACCAUUUGUCCUGUAGACCAUGGAUGUAAAAGUCUUUGAAUUCUGGCACCAGAUGAGAAAUUUUCAUUCAGCAUCUUUGAAUCUAGUGCACCGCUUUUGUAAUGCACUCAUAGACCAUUCAUAAACCAUUAUAUGAUGAUAAAACAACUUGUUAUAUGCUGUUUUUCAGUUUCUGUCCAUUUUAUUUGCUUGUGUCCCGUUUUUUCCCACUGUACACUACUUUUACACUGCAAUAUAAAGACCUGCACCCCUAUAGAAACAGGAGGUAGAUUUAGAAAAUUGAUUUUUUUAUUUUUAUUUUGUAGCACUGGAAUUGAUAUGUACAACAUUUUACCAAGAGCCCACUGGUUUUUACCAAUACUUGGAAAAAAUGGUGGCUCUACGCACUACAGUAGGUCCUCGGUUUACGAUGUCUUCGACCUACAGCUUUUCAUGGUUAUGUCACCGUCUCCCAUACAUUUAUCAAGAAAGUCUUGUUCCAUCAUUCCGAUCUAUGGCGUUUGUGAUGUUAAAGAUGAAGGUUCUCUAAAGACACGAAUGUCCUUGUUUUGGUAUCAUGUAACGUUGUGGGAACGUUUUCUAGAAGAACGUUAACAACAGUGACAACCCCAAAACAUCCUGAGAAUACUGCAGACAAAAUGUUCCACCUUACAGGAACAUUUGUAUAAAGACACAUCCUGUCCUCUGAGGCCUCGAUAACAUCUUGAAAACAUUUUGUUUUUUUGUUCUUCUUCGGGUAACGUAAUCAGACAACAUCCUCGAAACACGGGCUGAAUGUUAAAACGUUCCAUCUUAGUUUAGUUUUAACAAUAUUUGAAAUGAUAAAUAUCCUUAAAAGGUUGUUAGAACACUGGAACAUUGAACAUUUUUUGAUUAAUUCUUCAAUUAAACCUGCAGAAUAAAGUUUACUGUGAUGAAAUAUAACAAUUCUAAGCUUAGAUUUGGUUAUUUCUCCUGAAGGAUCCUUAUGUCACUCGUGAUAGGUUCAAGGACUGCCUGAAAUUUGAAAAUCUGCCAAUUCUGUAUGUUUUUACAGUUUCUGGCGCUACCAAGCUUUGGGGUUUAGUGGGUUACAUGUUUAUGUGUUUACUGACUCUGAGUCUGCACAGCUCCCUCCGUUCUCGGUCGUUCUCCUCAGCUCUUGCUCGAAGCCACGAUUCAUUCUGAGAGCGAUGCCUGUCCAGCAUCUCCUGCAGCUCCUGAAGCACAAACACAAACAUACAUGCAUCUUAUUUAUCUGUUACUUUGUUUAUUGUUUUGUUUAUUGCUAUAUUUAGUAUAAUCAUGCUUUGCAUGCUAACAUGCUAACAUCAGCAUCAGUUUUAGAACACAUUAAGACGUUGGAAACCUGUUGUUGUUGCUCUCUGUGAGCUUCGUGAGCGGCUUUUUCUCUCUGCAGAGCUGCAGCAGCUUUAGACAACUCGGACUUCUCUCUGGAAAAAGAAAUAACAAUCGGUACAAGAUGUGUAGUUGUGUCUUUGAAGUGACUGGAUCUGUUUUUUUUGAGGUUGCCGGUGGUGUCGGCACAUUUUCAGACAUGUCGAAGGUCGAUAAACGUGCUCAUGUACUGAUCCAGUUUCUGGAACUCCUGGUCCAGCAGAGUGAAGGCCGUCUGGAUCAUCUUCAUGGCCUGAUCUCGAACUGCACUGAAGUCUCUGUGGACAAACACCUGAAGCAGGAAAUAUAAGAUUCUUAGUGUAUUAACUGGGGCUUUAAACUGCCCCCUUUAACUAAUUAUUGAGUAUAUUUAUUCAAGUAAAACACUUCUCUUGUGUGUUUGGUGUCACCUGUGCGUUAGCUGCAGAGUUCCUGGGCUGGUUGGACGGAGGUGAAUCACUGAGCUCAUAGCGAACGUUGGGAACCUUCGUAGGCGUGAAGCUGUUAACGGUCAAAACCAGAAUGAAACCAAAGUGUCAGAAGUGAGAGAUGAGAGUCAAAGAGAGCGUGACCAGAGUCUGAAACCACACACACAUCUAAAAACAGAAUCCCAGGUGUAAAAAGCAGCUGCUGACCUGUGGCUGACGCCCUGCAGGCCGAACUCUGACAGAAUCUCCUUCAUGACUGUGGAGACAACGUUGAUUCAGUAGUUUUCAGUUUUCUGACAUCAACCUCAUAGAGUGCAACACCACAAACAGCUUUGUGGUGAAACUAUUCUUGUGCACACGAAACGGAAAUCAACUGACCCGAUUAUGAUGAUGAAGUGGCUCCAUUUUGUGCACCUUGUGUUGCAGGUUAAAUUUUGCCAUUUUGUCCACCCAGUAGCCCAUGAAAACAGGGCUAAAAACAUUUUUAACGCAAGUUUUUGCACAUUUAUUAAAAGUCAAAAAUAGCAAUCUCUCAUUUCAGAAAGCAAUCAGACUCUGCUGUGGCUUCAAAUAAUGGUCUGAUGCAUCCUGUUAUCUUUAAAUAUCCCUAAGAUGCAUCUAGAACUUGACUCAAGUCCAUCUGUGAUAAAUUGAAUGGAUUGGACAUAGUUUAGAAAUCAUAGGGUAUAGAACAGUUUCUGAAGGUUUCAGUUUUCCAAGGAGCACAGUGGCCCUGAUAACUACCAACAGAAGAAAUCUGUAACCACCUAGAGUUGUCUGUCCAAACUUACGAACCAAGCAGGAAAGUCUUUAGUCAAGGAUGUGAUGAAGAAUCUAAUGGUCUCUUAAGUCGAACAUAAGAAGUCCUCCUCAAAAAUGAGACCUUAUUCAUGAGGUCUUUAUUGUGGAGCAGUAAAUAGUAGCCACUCUUUAGUAACAGACAGAUGACAUCCCAUGUGGAGUUUACCAAACUGUAUUUAAUAUGUUUGAACACCAGGAACUGCUCAUCACCUGCUAAUACCACUUCUAACCAAGCACGGUGGUGGCAUCAUCAUGCUAUCAGGGUAUUUCUCUAUGGCCGAAACAGAGAAUCCUGACAAAUAAAUCCAGCCAAAUAUAGAGAUGUUCUUGAAGAAAACUCAUUCUGUGAUGCAACAAUCUCAUCCUGAAGGCCAAAAUAAAUAUCCAAGACAACACUGGAUGAGUAUUCUUUGAGUGAUGACCGUCUUUGAUUGGUCCUACCAAAGCUCGGACCUAAACUAUGUAGAACAUUUGUGUAGAAACCUAAAGACAGCGGUUCCAAAAUGCUUCCCAUCCAAUGUAAUGAAGUUUGAGAGGAUCUAUAAGGUAGAAUGGCAUGAACUAAAGUCUAAGUCCAAAAUCUUACCCAGGAAGUCCUAAGCUGUAGCUGCUGCUAAACGGGUUUGAAUCAAAGGUGUGUAUACUUUAAUAAAUGAGAGGUUUCAGUUCAUUUUAUCCAUUUGAAAUUAAAUAUUGAAGGUCUCUUAGUACUGUCUGAAUAUUUUAAACUUCAUGGUCCAUUCGUGUUGCCUGGAGGAUGAACCCUUUACUUUUAACUGUUCCUUUAGCGCCACCCUCAGGGCAAACUUGGUAUUGUAGCUCCACUCCUGCUGAGGUUCUACCACCAGUAAAAUCACCAAUAUGUCUCUGUAUGUUUUAAAAUUAAAUAAAUCUGUAUCCUGUA
This is a messenger RNA of Amphiprion ocellaris (clown anemonefish), 6745 nucleotides long. It is a transcript of the gene dnajc25, whose product is annotated as DnaJ (Hsp40) homolog, subfamily C, member 25. Gene Ontology annotation, cellular component: endoplasmic reticulum membrane. NCBI's taxonomy places the organism in Eukaryota, Metazoa, Chordata, Actinopteri, Pomacentridae. Gene Ontology annotation, biological process: protein folding. Bases 48 to 1145 code for a protein of 365 amino acids. The record is from RefSeq and is a predicted model, not a curated record. The transcript is spliced from 5 exons.